Molecule: messenger RNA, 1368 nt
Organism: Alnus glutinosa
Lineage: Eukaryota; Viridiplantae; Streptophyta; Magnoliopsida; Fagales; Betulaceae
Exons: 3
Coding region: 1-1368 (455 amino acids)
Source: RefSeq, a predicted model, not a curated record
AUGGCGCUGCUUUCUGAUCCGUUGGCUACAUGGGCUAAGGAGAUUGUUGCAAUGCGGACCCCUGCAGUGUUGUCAGGGUUGCUAGCUCCGGUGACGUCUGGAUCUGCAACUGGGGUGGGCAGAUCUGCGAAAAAGGUUUUUGUUCUGCAAAAUUACACUAGAUGGAUAUUUCAUGGGGAAGAAGAUCCGUGUAGGGUAAAUAUUACUGGCAACUUCCACUCCGUGGGUAUGAAUGCAACGAUAGAUGGGAUUGAUGAGGUUGAAGAAUUGUUAGGUGAUGUGCGUAUGGGGACAUUUCUGGAUGCAAACAUAGGCGAAUCCUAUGAAACUAAAGGUUCCACGACUAACGAUCACGAACAGAGAACAUCUUUUGACCGAUUAUGUGUAGAUGGUCUGAGAGAACUUUAUCCAAGCUGUAAGAAAAUUUCAAAAAUCUCUUUCAUUUUGAAGAUGCUUCAUAUAAAGGCAAUUUGCAACAUGUCUAACAAGGCAUUUGAUAUGAUGAUUGACUUGAUAAAGGGAGCUCUUCCAGAUGGAGAGACAUUGCCACGCUCAUACAGAGAAGCAACACAGUUUACCCAAGACUUGGGUAUUGGUUAUGAGUUGAUACAUGCAUGCAAGAAUGACUGUUAUGUGGCCAGUAGUAUUAGCGCCGUACAAUUUACCUCCGUGGAGGUGUAUGAAGGCUCCAAAUCUGAUAUUGUCAUUAAUUACGACGCGGCAACGAAAGAGACAUUUCAGUUGCAUGCGGCAUUACUAUGGACAAUAAAUAAUUUUCCCGCAUAUGGAAACUUGUCUAGGUGGUCUACCAAGGGAAGCCUUGCAUGUCCAAUAUGUAACAAGAAUACAACAUUCAAGAAAUUGAAGUAUGGGUGUAAGACGUGUUACAUGAGUUAUCGUAGUUGGCUUCCUAAGGGCCAUAUAUGGCGCCGAAAAGGAGAAUUGUUCGAUGGUACUGAAGAGUAUAGAUUAGAACCUAAAGAAUUAUUCAAAGAUGAGUUGUUGCAACAACUAACGCAUGUUAUCGGUGUGCAAUUUGGGAAAGGAAGUGGGACGAAGAGAAAGUGCACAGAUGUUAAGUUGAAUUGGACAAAGAAGAGUGUUUUCUUUAAGUUGCCAUACUGGUCAAAAUUAAAACUACGACACAAUUUAGAUGUCAUGCACAUUGAGAAGAACAUAUGUGAUAGUGUCUUAGGUACGUUGAUGAAUAUUGAUAGGAAGAUAAAGGACAUAUACAAGGCACGACUAAAUUUACGUGAGAUGGGUAUAUGUAAAGAAUUGCACUUGCAGAGAAAUGGUGCAACCACCACGAUGCCACUUGCGAACUACACAUUGACAAGAAAUCAGAGAAAAAUGUUAUGUGACUAG